GAAGAAGAAGUCAACAGAACCGUCACGUUCACACAUUCACAGACAUUUACAGUCAUUCUAGUGCGUCGGCCGCGAAAAUCACGAAGACAACAAUUAGCUUUUUGGCCAUAAUUUAAUACAGUUUAGUGAUAGGUAUGAGGUUAGCAGUGUGGUUAUGGUUAGGUUCAAAAUCACAUUUUUUAGAAUAUAAAUUGUAGAAUUGGGCGGGGUUUAUGGAUUUGGUAACGAUUUGUGUAGUGCUGCAGGGCAUUUUCAAGGUAGGCACAUCACCUUGUGACAUUCACAAUAUUAUGUGCAGAGAUAGGCUCGGUUUGUGUUAUGUGAGCAAACGGUUUCGAGGCGGGUAAAGAGGACGUACUGGACGUUGCAAGUGAGUCCUCAGUAUUUGCCCCAUGCAGCUACUAUACUGUAGCUGUCAGUCGAUUGAGCUUGUCAGCUGUGGUGCCGCUUUCGUUACCCACAUAACGGUACUCGUUGGUUGCAUUGGAUAUCAUAUUCGUUUCUUUCCAGGUGAUACACGGUCGAAUCUUAGAUACAUUCAUGGAUUUAUUUAGAAUGUCAGUCACCACCGAAAACGAUACUCUGUAACCUGCCUUUCAAGCCAGCGACAUCUUUCCAGGAGAUAACCAUUGAAGUUCUGCUUUCAUAGCCCCUGAAGUAAUUUCCUAACCAAGAAGACUGCGCUGUCACAAAAGGCCAGCUCUGUGCCAGGCAAGAUGACCACAGCCAGGUAUCGGCCCACCUGGGACCUGGCACUGGACCCGCUGGUCUCCUGCAAACUCUGCCUUGGAGAGUUCCCGCUGGAGCAGAUGACCACCAUUUCUCAGUGCCAGUGUGUCUUCUGUACACUAUGCCUGAAGCAGUAUGUGGAACUCCUGAUCAAAGAGGGCCUUGAAACUGCAAUUAGCUGUCCAGACUCUGCCUGUCCAAAACGAGGACACUUGUUGGAAAAUGAGAUUGAGUGCAUAGUGGCGACAGCGAUUAUGCAGAGAUACAAGAAGCUGCAGUUUGAGAGGGAGGUGCUUCUGGACCCGUGCCGGACGUGGUGCCCAUCGUCGUCGUGCCAGGCAGUGUGCCAGCUGAAGGAGAUGGAGGUGGCGCAGCCCCAGCUGGUGAAGUGUGCCGUGUGCACCCUGGAGUUCUGCUCGGCCUGCAAGGCUAACUGGCACCCCGGGCAGGUCUGCCCACCCCAGGAGAACAACCUGCCCAUCACCGCUUUCCUACCCGGAGAGACCAGCUCCUUCUACAAGAGUGACGAUGACGAUGGUCCCAUCAAGCGCUGUCCCAAGUGUAAGGUGUACAUCGAGAGGGACGAGGGCUGUGCCCAGAUGAUGUGCAAGAACUGCAAACACGCCUUCUGCUGGUACUGUCUGGAGUCACUGGACGAUGACUUCCUCCUGAUCCACUAUGACAAAGGGCCCUGUCGAAACAAACUGGGCCACUCCAGGGCGUCUGUCAUCUGGCACAGAACACAGGUGGUGGGGAUCUUCGCUGGCUUCGGCCUUCUCCUGCUGGUGGCCUCUCCCUUUCUCCUCCUGGCCACGCCCUUUGUCCUCUGCUGUAAGUGCAAGUGCAGCAAAGGGGACGACGACCCCCUGCCCACCUAAACCCCGCCUCGCUAAGCAGGCGGCCAUAUUUAUUUUACGUCCCUUUCUUCCGUUUUCUCCCUCCACGCUUCUGGCGGUGCUUCAUUUAACGGGUCUGGGGCCGAGCUGCACCGUCUCGGCCCAGCCGGGUCCCGAUCCAUCUCGCUCGCAGUGUCAUGGUGGGAGAGGAGGAGUUGUGUUGACCCUGUGCUCCCUGGCCUGGUGGAAGAUGGGUUCACAGAGGUCAGACUUUGUGGACGACAACGACGCGCCUCUCUGUGGGCUUGGGGGCCAUGUGUCCGUUUACUGUAGCAGGGCCACGCUGAGGCCUUGAGGUGAGCUACAGGCAGUGGUUGUAGUACAGAACCGAAGAAGAAGAGGAUGUUUUAUGAAGAGAAGAGGGAUAAAGACGUGAUGUCUGAAUCCUCUUGUUGGAGACAGUUUCAUGCAGGAGCUGCUACUAUUGGAGGACCUUCACCUGAACUCGUUUCAGUCGAGUUUCUUGUUUUUGUUGGUUUGUCAAACACAAAGCUUUCCCCCCACCCCUCUACUCUCGCUUUUUAUCUCUCAACAUACAGGAAAUACCACUGGAGUUACGUUUCUACAAACGUUUGGUGUUUACUCUGUUUGCACAUUAAAGACACUCCAUUUGUCGCUUUAUGAACCGGGGCGGAAGUCAGGAGGUUUUCUGUCUCUCACUCCCCUGUACAGCACGUUCUCUUGGUGAUGUCUGUGUUUCUGUCAUCUUUUGCUCUGUUCCCACUAUCAGCAAGAAGUUAUUGUUUUUAAAAAAUGGAUUUGAUCUCCUAUUUCUGUCUUUAAAAAAAAUAUAUAUAUAUUCAUAUAUUCAUAUUCUUACCCCCUUUUACUCCCCAAUUUCGUAGUAUCCAAUUGUUAGUAGUUACUGUCUUGUCUCAUCGCUACAACUCCCGUACGGGCUCGGGAGAGACGAAGGUCGAGAGCCACGCGUCCUCCGAAACACAACUCAACCAAGCCGCACUGCUUCUUUAACACAGCGCGCAUCCGACCCUGGAAGCCAGCCGCACCAAUGUGUCGGAGGAAACACCGUACACCUAGCGACCUGAUCAGUAUGCACUGUGCCCGGCCCGCCACAGGAGUCACUACUGCUCGAUGAGACAAGGAUAUCCCUACCGACCAAACCCUCCCUAACCCGAUGGACCUCCCGGGUCGCGGCCUGCUGCGACAGAGCCUGGGCUCGAACCCACAGUCUCUGGUGACCUUAGACCACUGCGUCACCCGAUAGGUCUACGUGUCUUUUUGCGAGGGUGUCCCAAACGCCUUCUCACAGCCCAAAAAGAGGGACUCCUGGUCCUGUGUUUACAAAGAGUCUCAGAGUAGGAGUGCUCAUCUAGGUAAGACAAAACUGAUCCUAUAUCAGUACUCCUACUUCAAGACACUUUGUGACCAUGGGCCCUGAACAUUCGUCUCCCCAUCCACACAGACGUGAACAAACCGUCUGGAACUGGUUCUGACUUGUGUUGUCGAAUGGAAUAAUUUAAUAUCAUGGGGUUCAUUCUGAGUUCCUCUCAACUCAAAUAAGAAUCAUAUUUAGCCACAUAGCAACAAAUGGCCUUAAAUGAAUAAGAAACAAAGCCAAAAAAGCCACCUCCCAGUAUUCUGAUGAAGGGGAAAAAAAACGUCUUACAAAAACACAUGGCCAUUGUCCAAUUCCGUCCUUGUGAAAGCACACCUAAAAUAAUGAAUUUGUUCAAUGCGUCAGUCAUUCAUUAAAACCUGUCUAUUUUCAGGUGGAACAUAGGAAAUGAAAUUGUCUCUCUGAUACAAAGAUGUCCUAUUCAUAUGAUCUAUAUUACACUGAUGUUGGUCAUAUAUCCAACCUCUGUAAUGAACAAUAAUCCUAUACGAUGUUUUUAUUUAUUUUUAUGGUGUGAGUCCGUGGCAAACUUGCAUAAUGUUAGUGGGAUUGUUGUCAGCGUUUUUGUUGGGAGCGAGUCGAGAGCUCUCACUACAUGCAGCUACUGCAACCUUUGCAGGGAUAGAAAAUGUCAAGAACUUCACUGGACUGUUUUAGACACAUCUGAAGACUGCUCUACACAUGACUGUAUCUAUGCAAGUUUGUACAUUUCCUAUCUUUAGUAUCUUAGUCUUGCUAACAGUGUGGUCAUAUCAAGUGGUCCAGUAUGUUAUACCAGAUUCCGUGUGCCAUGAUCACGUCAUACGGUAGAAUUUCACAAAAGGGAGGUCGACUUAUAUCAGACAUACUGAUAGUUUUCUUUUUUUUUUAAAUCUAUCAUUAUUUUCCCUUAAGUUGUUCCCUCAGAACUUGUGGUGAGGGACAUUUACUGUAGCUACACCAUUUCUCACUCUGAAACACAUUUAAACUCAAGAGAUCAGUCAUUGGCGGUCCGCCAUCAAUAAGCCACUUUGGAACACAUACAAUAAAUCCUGGGUGCCAGUCUGUUUCUGCUCUCUUGCCAACUCCGUAUGAAAUUGUCAUGCAAAACUGUCUUGACAACGGAUUAGGGGAAAGCACAAACAAAUCCGGGACUACUGUAGACUACAUACAGAAUACUGAGAUACUCUUCUCAGAAAUCCCUGAUUUUUUUUUUUUUUUUUUUUUGAAUUUUGCUCUUCCAUAUUGGGCUCCACGUAGCAUUCAAAGAGUGGGUAUGACAGUUACUGGAACUAGCAUUAGCCAUUCACCUCUAGCUUAUGGUAGCCACCACACACAAAGAAAACAUUAGCCUUAACUUGUAAGUACCUCGUACCUUUUAGCCUCAUCCUUUUCUGCUAACCCUUGAUGCAUGUUGUCAAAGACUCGAGUUAAACAACAAACAACAACAAAAACAUUUCAGUUGAGCUAAUUUACCCUCAUUUUCUGGCAGUAGGGAAUACGAAAGGUCCCAACUGAACAUGUGGACCACUGAGCUGACCGUGUCUUUGUGUGACAAUCAUGCCAAGCAAGUCUUGUGGGUGGCGAUUAGAGAGUGACUAGUUUCAAGCAUUUUAAGAUUUGUAACAUAAAAGUGGAGAUCUUGUGUCUGUAUGGCCAGUGCCAGUUGCAGGCAUGAUCCAAUUAGGGUCUCAACUUACUAUUGAGAGUAAGAAUAGUAGAGUACACCAAGGUGCCAUUUUGGAAUUUGGUUGUGCAUUAGCAGUUUUUCUCUUCAUAUCACUCACUGACAGUCAAUUAGCAAUGUCAGUUAACAAUUUUCAGAGUGGUAGUUAGGCUAGCCAUCUUUCUGAACUCGUAGUGUUCAUGGCCGCAUACCGACCGGGCCCUGACCUCCAGGGGGCCCCCGUUUUUGAUUUUGUUGGUCAUUCUCACUCCGAUAUCAUAUAAACAUGGCAUAAGUCAUUAGAAAAUGUUUAGAAUUGCAGUAAAUUGGCUGUAAAACGGAAAUGUUUUCUCCAACUCAUGGCAAAGUAUGUAGAAUUGCAGAAAAAAAAAACAUGCUUUAAAGGUCCAAUGCAGCCAUUUUUAUCUCAAUAUCAAAUAAUUUCUGUGAUUGUUUUAAAUUAAAAUUUAAACAAAGAUGGCUUAGCUAAGAGCAAUUUCUCAGGCAACACUUUUGUUAGGGAGUGGUCUGAGUGGGGAGGGGGAAACUGAAAAGUAGCUGUUAUUGGCAAAAAAGGUUUGGAACUCUCUUUCCUGUUGGUCUAUUUACCGCAUGGUGUUGUCACCAUGGAAGGCCAAAACAACAUUCCAUGAAAACAGGAUGAAAUUUCAGUGUUUUCAAACAGCUUAAACACUAAAAGGGAAUUAUCAUGUUCACAAUUUCACAGUAUUAUUCUAACCUCCAUAGUGUGGAAAUUAGGUCUGUCAAACAAUGAAAAUAAUGAAUUGCGAUUAAUCGGCAGUUAUAUCGAGGUAUUCAGUCACAGGCAUUCAGCUUGCUAGCUAACAUUAGCAUAACUAGAACAACUGUUAUCUAAAAGGAAAAACGCCUGGGGAUGUGUGUAUAGUUCAACUUUCUGUACGUUUUCCUUCAAUUGUUGCUCUAAGCUGCGUGAACUGCAGGAAAUUCCCCAUCGUCAAGAUAGGGGCCACUAAAAUGUGUUUUUUUUCCGCUAGGUGGAUUUGGUCCCUCAACCAAAUCUCGUUUAGGGCCCCAAAAGAAUAGAGUCGUCCCUGCCGAUGGCAGGGGGAAGUUAAUGUUGGAAAGUUGAGCUUUUGAAGACUCUACAGUAUGACGGUGUACUCUUGUUUCUGUUUUCAAGAUGCAGUAUGUUCAUUAAAUAUUGCCGUUCUCUCUAGAAAUGUGUAAAGCUGUCACAGACACUUUUUGUUGUCCUUAUUAAAGGGGUUCGUUCGCAGAUUGUAAUUUUAAGAAAUGUAGCCUCUAUUUUCAGGCUUCCUCAUCACUCUGAGACUUGGGAGGAUGGCAUUGCGUGACUAUAGGGGAAUGCACAUUCAAGAGAAGUGGAAACAAGCUCUUGUCAUCCAUUUGGUUUAGAGGGGCUUUGAGCUGAGAGAAUCUUGAAGGCUUGUCACAAAGUCCUCCGACUCAACUGAUUUUUCCAGUAUGCCAAUCAAACUCCGAUGACUCGUACAGUCAUUAGUGUUAUCAUCUGGUUUCUUUCGGCAUUAUGCAGCAAAGGGACACAAAACGUUGAAUAAAUCCCAUUCACCUCGAGGUGAGACCAAAGCCUGUUGCACAAUUAUAUUCUAAGGCUUCAAACCUAUUUUGCUCUUUGUUCACACUUUUGGGCUUCUAAACUAUAUUUCAACCUGUUAUAUCAGAUGAUGACACUGCUCUUGUUUUUAACAUUGCAUGUUCUGCUCUCUACCAUUUGCUAUAUAUAUAUAUAUAUUUUUUUAAAGGUCAAACUCUGCCUCUUAAUUUUAGGGAGUCCGAAACAACAUUGUGAAUACAGAACGUUUGACGGUUUCAGUCAUGACGCACCCUUUAUCCUGGAUUUUAAGUUUGACUGUCACACGUACCGUACUUGCCUUUGUGUUAUACUUGUUCUGUUGGCUUUGAUGCCGUAAAGCAUACUGUAAUGACUUGUAUUUGUGUUAACUGUGGAAGGAAUUAAUUUUUCCAACUUUUCAAAAGAUGUAACCGUGUAAAUUGGCAUGUGUGGACAGCAUUGUAUAAACACAUUGUGGUUCUCCCAUGUAUCUACUGUUCCACUGACACUGUGAAAUGGAAUAAAUGUGGUUGUUUUUUUGUGA
This is a messenger RNA of Oncorhynchus masou masou (cherry salmon), 6747 nucleotides long. RefSeq names its product ring finger protein 144aa (gene rnf144aa). Bases 717 to 1607 code for a protein of 296 amino acids. NCBI's taxonomy places the organism in Eukaryota, Metazoa, Chordata, Actinopteri, Salmoniformes, Salmonidae. Gene Ontology annotation, cellular component: ubiquitin ligase complex; Golgi apparatus; cytoplasm. Gene Ontology annotation, molecular function: zinc ion binding; ubiquitin protein ligase activity; ubiquitin conjugating enzyme binding. The record is from RefSeq and is a predicted model, not a curated record. Gene Ontology annotation, biological process: ubiquitin-dependent protein catabolic process; positive regulation of proteasomal ubiquitin-dependent protein catabolic process; protein polyubiquitination. The transcript has 8 exons.